Messenger RNA from Nematostella vectensis (starlet sea anemone), 825 nucleotides. RefSeq names its product neurogenic locus notch homolog protein 2. The transcript has 4 exons. The record is from RefSeq and is a predicted model, not a curated record. Lineage: Eukaryota; Metazoa; Cnidaria; Anthozoa; Actiniaria; Edwardsiidae. Gene Ontology annotation, molecular function: calcium ion binding. The coding region runs from base 1 to 807 and encodes 268 amino acids.
AUGUUAACUACUACCUUGAAUCAUAGAGAAUCUUACACUUGUUUUCUUCACAUUGUAGUUGUUAAUGCAGAUUGCUCUAGCGCUCCCUGUCAAAAUGGUGGAACUUGCACAGUUGUUUCUGGUGGGUACAGCUGCGCAUGUCUGCCAGGAUUUACCGGUAACGAUUGUGAAAACGGACAAUAUUUCGAAUACGAAAGACUAGGAUGCUAUAAAGAUGCAGCUACCUCAGCCAUAGCUAGCCUUGAGGGAGUAGACCCGAUUUUAGACGGCGCCCCCAAUGUUCGAACUCACGCCAAACGCAAAUGCGCCUUAGUCGCUGUAAACAGAGGCUACACAGUAUUCGCUGUACAGGACGGCGGAAAGUGUUUUUCUGCAGACGACGCGCAUUUGACCUACUUCAAGUACGGCACAUCAUCAUCAUGCGUGGAUGGCAAAGGUGGAGUCCUGGCCAACGAUGUCUACGUCCUGGGGGCGAAAUGUGGGAAUUUCAUUCAGAACGACAUUAUGCGAAAAUCAUCAAACCUAUUCCAAGCCUCUUCGUUCAAGGAUGGAUUACGGGGCAUACCUGUUGUGGGUCAGAGUUUUGCUUGGUGUCCUACAAGUGUUGAUUCUAAUCCUUACCUGCAAAUCGAUGCUGGCAAAAAGAUAUAUCUUACCUCAGUCACGAUCCAAGGCAAGGCCGGAGGAUACACCGACUCCUUCCCAUCACAAGUCUGCAUGCAGACAUUUGAGUCGGGGGCGUACAAGGAUGUCAAUAGAAAUUAUACUUCUAGCUUGGUAAAAAUUUAUUAUGCAUAUAUAUUGUAGAUAAAUGUUGCCGAACUG